Messenger RNA from Callorhinus ursinus (northern fur seal), 2038 nucleotides. RefSeq names its product pulmonary surfactant-associated protein A-like. Gene Ontology annotation, biological process: ossification. Gene Ontology annotation, molecular function: growth factor activity. The record is from RefSeq and is a predicted model, not a curated record. NCBI's taxonomy places the organism in Eukaryota, Metazoa, Chordata, Mammalia, Carnivora, Otariidae. Gene Ontology annotation, cellular component: multivesicular body.
CCACAGGGGCUCUGUUUCUAUGGCCUGGAGGGACAGGUCAGGAUUGUCUCCAGGGCACAGAAGAAGGUGAUGCGAGUUUCCCAUGGUCACAUCACAAGACUGCAUUAGAAGCCAGACCCUCUGACUGUCCAGGUCCUCCUCACCAGCCCAGGAGGAGUCUCUGGAACAGAAGCCAUGUUGCUGUGCUCUUUGGCCCUCACCUUCACCUUGCUGAUGGUUUCUGGCAUGGAGUACAAUGUGAAGGAUGUCUGUAUUGGCAGCCCCGGCAUCCCUGGCACUCCUGGAUCCCAUGGCUUGCCAGGCAGAGAUGGGAGAGACGGCGUCAAAGGAGACCCCGGGCCUCCAGGCCCCAGGGGACCCCCUGGAGGAAUGCCAGGCUACUCCGGGCCUGAGGGGGUGAUUGGAUCCCUGGGUGUUGCUGGAGAGCGUGGAGAAAAGGGGGAGCCUGGUGAGAGGGGCCCUCCAGGGCUUCCAGCUUCUUUAGAUGAGGAGCUCCAAACCACACUCUACAAGUUCAGACGUCAAGUCCUGCAGGCCAUGGGAGUCCUCAGCUUACGGGAGUCCAUGCUGGUCGUGGGAGAGAAGGUCUUCUCCAGCAACGGGCGGUCAGUUAAGUUUGAGGACAUUCAAGAGUUAUGUGCCAGAGCAGGUGGCCGCAUUGCUGCCCCGACGAGCCCGGAAGAGAAUGAAGCCAUUGCAAGCAUCGUGAAGAAGUACAACACUUACGCCUACCUGGGCCUGAUGGAGAGCCCCGACUCGGCGGGCCUCCUCUACAUGGAUGGGUCCCCUGUGAACUACACCAACUGGUACCCUGGGGAGCCCAGGGGGUGGGGCAAGGACAAGUGUGUGGAGAUGUACACAGAUGGGCAGUGGAAUGACAAAAAUUGCUUGCAGUACCGGCUGGCCAUCUGUGAGUUCUGAGCAGGCCCCUGGGCCGCCCGAUAGAUAGGGCCCUGCCUUGGCCAGCCUCCCGCAGGAGGAUGUGCCUGAGCUCUGACACGCUUCAGCUCCUUCCCGACAAAAUGUAUUUGUGGCCCUUAGAGCAUUCUUAGCCCCUCCGCUCCCUGGACAGGCUCCAAAUCCUCACCCGCAUCAGGAAUCAGGAAUCAGUCUGACACGCCCCACCACCCCCAGCCCCUUCUCAGCCCCGCACUCCAGGCGCCACUCCUAACUUUGCCUUUGGGCAAGAGUCGGAGACUUCUUUCUUCCUCCUCUUGUCUGGUUCCUUCGUUGCUAGAUGGCAGCAGUGAGGUCCUGGGUUGGAAGUUCCCUCCAAAAUCACACAGCAGGUGCCGGCUUCCCGGCCCCCCUCCCCCCUCACUCUGCAGACCACCUGCUGCCCAGCCUCAGCAAGAUUUGGCGGUUCUGGUCAAGCACAAUGAUAGAAGAGGGGGACCUCUGGGGAAUUCCACAUGUGUGGAGCUAAGGACCCAUUUGGGGUUAUCUGGCAGCCCGGAGCCUCUGAGGGCACAUCUGGUCGGUGUCUCCGUGAGGUCAGAGGGCCGGGUGGUGCCUCAGCAUAUUGUGGAGGCCAACCUAACCCUAAUAGUUGCCUUGAGUCUUGGGUUGCCUCUCAACUUCCUGACCAAAAAGCAGCCAGUCUCUACACCCCUAGGGAAGAUCUCACCCCCGACCCAGACAUAAUCCAAGUAACUCCGGCUGAUGGACGUGUCUGCACCUCUUUUUGGAUCUCAGUGAGGUGUUCACACCCCUCACCACACCAUUGGCAGUUGAUCGAUCACAUAAAUAGCAUAUGUGCCAAGUCUAUGUACGCAGAACCUUGCCAAGCACUUCUAAAACAUCUUAUGGAAUAUGAUUUAAUCUUUACACAAUGCCAUGGGCCCAGCCUGAUUUUCCCCCAUUUUCAUAUGAGGACACAAACUUAGAGAAGUUAAAUGUUUUGAAUUGUAUUACUUGGAGCAAAAGUGGAAGAGGCUUAUUCAAACCUAUCUACCUGGACCUGAAGCUCAUGCUCAUAACGACCUUGCCUCUUACUGGACAGAGGUGACUGAAGUGUAAUAAAUCAUGACUGCGUUAA